AUGCCUGCUUAUUUGAACUUUUGCCCUGGAGGAUUGACUUAUUCGGGUUCCUUUUUUGGCGAAAAUUUCUACUACCAACUUUCUGAUUGUACUUCGCCCUCCAUUGGAGCCCUGGCAGCUGACAGGAGAAGUCCGACUCAGGCGGCUUUAACUUCGCGCAACUCGCGUCGCAAUUCGCAAAAUCGACCCUCGGCUCAGUCGAGUCCCCAGGUUGACUCUUCGACUGUCUCCGUUGAUAGCCUAGUCUACAAGGCAAAAUUGGCCGAUGACAGACUGCGGCAAUACUCCCUUCUUUCUUCUGGACAAAUGGGAUCAGGUACUCCUUUUUUUCUCCCUUCUCUGGCUGCUCUGGCUGAGGCGUCCUUUGGACGAUUGACUGGUGUACCCCAUUCUAGUGUGAAGGCUUGGGCAGAUGCAAUGGUCUUGCAGUACUUGGAGACCACUCCUGAGAUUUCCCCCAGGACAUUGGAGGAUGCAGGCAGUGCCAAACCUGCUGCCAUGAAAACUAUCACUGAUACAACUUCCUCAGUUCUUCGCAAAAUUCUUGAACAGCAAGAGAACGGAAAGCUAGCUCACUUGGCAUCCUCUCCGAUGUCUCGUGCUCGACCAUGUGGUUAUGUUUUUAAGAGGGGGGAUAUUGCCUGGAACUGCCGUACUUGCCAGGCAGAUUCCACUUGCGUUGUAUGUGACAACUGCUUUCGAAACUCAAAUCACGAAGGACAUGAAGUCUACUUCCAUAGAACAACCCCGGGUGGGUGCUGUGAUUGUGGCGAUCCGGAGGCCUGGAAAGCUGAUGGAUGCUGUGAUGCUCAUAGGCCUCCAGCGACAUCCAAAGUAGAAUCGAGGGUGGAUGACCCGGAGGAAGCCGUGAGAAUGGCCAAAAAGUCGUUGGAGGAAUCUGAGGAAAGCCUUCGAUCGGGAACCACAGCUCUCCCACCAAAAUUGGCUGCUGCCCUGGGAGUGGUUAUUGGAGCAGCUGUCAAGUGCUUGCUGGAAGCUGCUGACGGUGCUGGGAUUGGUGCUGACCCAAUCCAGUGGAAAACCCGGUGGUCGGACGAGGCAUCACGGAUAAAAAAUCGUGCUUGUCACAAUGAAGAUUAUUGCUUGCAGAAUCCCGUUGCAACUCCUAGUUCAUUCCUGAACGGGAUCAUGCCGGAAACAUUGCCAGAUGGCUACAGAUUACACCUGCGAUUGCACAACGACGACGUUCACACAUUCGAAGAAGUCAUUGAUGCGUUACAUGAACCCCGACAGUCGCGUCGCAAUGUUCAGAGGGACGAGGAACAGGAUGUCCCACCGCUUGUUCCCAUGAGAGACACCGCUACGGACAUGACACAUCACGUUGACGCGGAUGGACAAGUGACGGUCAAAAGUUACACAACGAUAUCGGCUGCAAUGCAAGGAUUUCGGAGACUCAAGUCCCAUGGGCUGCACUGUGCUGUGGUUGGAUCGUCACAGGUUGACCAGGAACAGCGUGCAAAGGCCUUGUCGUCAUGGUUGGCGGAUAUAAGCUCAGCGCACCCUGCUGCCGCAAGUCUGGUUGUACAUGCUCUGGUACAAGUAAACCCCCGGCAUGAUUUGGCCUCCAUAUCUGUUUGGCACGAAGCGAGGAUGAUUCCUGCUUGGGCCGCUCUUGACGUUGUCGACGAAGCACAAGCAUGUCAACGACGCUUUCAGGCGUUCCCGCCGCACUUGCCAUCCAGUUACGUUACACGAGAACAGGCAGAGACGCUACACGCGUAUUGUACGACCGUAAAUCCGGGUGCUUUUGUGCAGCAGACAGGAACAAACGCCAAUUUCUACGCCAAAGUUCCAUAUCGCUUGCAGCCGUCGCGAUACAGAAAAUCGCCUCACGCUCUCUGGGGCACGCUCCCAUCAACUUACACAGACCCAAUUCCAGUGGCUUCAAAGCACCCUCUGCUCCACUUUCUGCAUCACGGGCAAUAUAAUCCAAACGUUCAGAAUCGCCUGACCGAGGGUGUGCACGUAAUCGAUACCGACUUGAGGAAGCAGCAGGAGGCCGACCGGAUUACCUCGAGUGUCUACCCUCACAAGCUACCUGGGCUUCACUUGGUCAGCGGAGUUGGCACGAGACCCAGCAACAAAAUUUCGGUGGAGCGAGCACCGCUGCCAAACCCCAUGCAGUGGCGACAUUUGCUCGGGACCUCGUCAUUCCGAGCUCCGGCUUCACCCUGCCUCCUGUUGCUGCUAUUGGACCCUUACCCAACAAAACAGUUCCGAAGUGCGAUCCACGCAUUAUUUCUUUCCCUCCUAACAGAUGCUCGGUUCAAGUGUCGAUUUGCUGCAGCACUCGGUGUUGCGUACCGGCCACUCACUACCCUUUUCUGUGCUGGUGUUGGGACCGAAGCGGAUUCACCUAUUGGUUUCACUGUGCAAAUCUUCACCGCAGGAAGCCUUGUUCGAGCACUCGGAAGCGCCUCAGUUGCAGAGCAGCUCUUGAAGUCCGAUGACAAGGAAGGCGACGAAGACGCUGAAUCCUCCAUUGGCGUCUCGACUUCUCCGCUCGCACAUUCUAUUGUUCGUUGUAUUCAUACGAACAUCCUGGGUGCGACCAAAGAAGUAAACAUGAUUUUGAACAACACGAAAGCUGGCGAUGAUAAUGACAGCCAAGAGGAAGCUGAUCUUGGAAACGGGGGACUUCUUCGGGCGCUCACGUAUGUUGCUGGGGAGCACCCUCUCACGACUCCUCUACCUGCAGCACCUGACGACGGCUUUCUGGACUCUAGGUCUACCCGCCACAAGAGGCUGCCACAUCUUUUGCGAGAUUUAGAAUAUGUUAUUGAAACUCCCGGAACAGCUUUGCGCUUGCUUCUGCCGUCGCGCUUCCCUUCGUAUCAAGGGCCGACGGAAUCAUCCCGUGGUGUCAAUGUGCAGACGUUUGCGGCUGUUUUUGCAAGGCUUCUGCGGGUGGCUCAGGGAAUGGACCCGCAAAAGCGAAAAAUAUCUGGAGGGCACGUGGAGUACGAGCAGAAUCGUUGGCUAGAGGCAUUUGGGCUGAGCUUGAACUUUGCUGGAACCCGUGACGCGCUGGCUGAAAGUUUGGUGAACACGACAACGAACAUGAUUCUGCUGCAAGGGAUGGAAAACAAAUCCCGUCUUGGAAGCACACGAGAGGCGAUGGGCAACAUGCUUGCAGCGUUGCUGCGUGAAAUAAAGCUCUGGCUUUACCGAGAAGGAAUGCUGGAAACCGGGUUGCCAAUCGGUCCAGGUGGCACACAUGGCGGGGUCGAUCUUUCGCAAGUGGAAGCUCUGCAAAGAAGCACUCUUCAUGUAUCUGGUGCUCAAGUAGGAAUGUCCCCCAUCGCAUCUGGCGCAGGAGAGUCCUCGAACGUUUCAACGAAUGUGAACGCGGUGGCUUUGUCUUGUGCAACCGGUGUAAAAAUGACAGAGGCCCAAUUGAAUUUGAUCGAAAGCGCACUUAGAAUAGAAAGCGCACAGCACAAUCACAUGGACGUGAUGAACAUAUCAUCGACGCAAUCACCCAUGAAAUGUCCUGUUCUCGGAGACUGGCUACGAGUUCCUCAUUCUCCGUUGGCAGGCGACUCGCUGUCAUUCCAUUUACCUCUCCACCGUGCUCUCGCAAAGACUGUACGAAGCAUGUGCGGCAUCGUCGUCCCUGAGUCGGUACGAAACAGCCCUGGGUCAGAAUGGUGGAAGCUGCCAGUGUUGGACGAACCAAAUGUGCCAGCGGGGACCGAUUCAUCCGCUGCACCAUUCAACCAUCCCCUGGUUUCUGUGAUACGAUCUACACUUCGAUCAUCAAACUGCAGAGUUGUGUGGUCUGCGGGCCCUGAUUGCUCGCCACAGGAUGCUCAGCAAAGAAGGGCGCGGUCGCGCACCGUUUCUGCGAAUAUCGCGGUCGCCAAGAUCAUUCAUUCCCUGGCUGAUCAUCCGAUUCGAUGCCUUGCUGCUAGCCAACAGAUUGAGAGACACCUCUGGGCGAGAAAUGGCAGUGCAACCGCAGGAAUGGCCUUGAACUACUCCAGCACGCCUCUUUGCCAACGAUUCAGAGAUUUGGACUUGACGCUGGUUCAGCUGUCGGCUGCUGGACUGAGUGUUGGAUUGGGGGCCCGAAAGGUGUUUGAACUGUUGAAAAGUCGUUUCAGCAUGGAUGGGUAUCUGUGCGAUCCAGAACGAAGAACGCAGAUUGGUUCAAAUAGUCCUUCCAGUGGCAGCUAUGGCUCUGGCAGCAAUAGUCAGUGGGUCAACCCACCAAGAAUGCAGGACCCCGAUCAUGCAGUUGUGUUGUCAGAGUCCUUCUUCUUGACUCUCUGCAUGCUGGUUACUGAAUUGCCCCCACCACCACCUUCCUCCGAGAAGGACGACACUUGGUUGCGACUGAGUAUUAGAAGAGAGCUCAUUCACGCGCUGGUUGCAGAAGCGCGAUCUCACAGUGAAGCCAUGGCGGCUGCGUCGUGUGCUGUGAGUCGGAGAGACGAGAGUGAUGGCACUGCUCUCUCAAGCGGAGGCGGGAGUUUGUUUCGAGAGGCGUUUUCGGAUGUACUGCAAGAGAUCGGAAAGCAGAAAAGCCAAGGGUCAUCUCGAGUUUCAUCUGGUCCGCCAGCGUUCGAACUGAAGGCAAAGUUUUGUGACGAAUACGACCCGACUUUCUUCCACUUGCGUCGCCAAGAACAUCAACACGCAAUGGAUGUCGUUGCAAGACUUCGUAAAACAAAAUCUGGAGAAGACGAAGCUGGAGACGCCUUCUGUUUACCCCUCGUGUGCGCUCCGCCCAAAGCACACCCUCGCUUCCUUCCGUGCAGGCUGUUACUUCAUUUGCAAGGAAUGGACGCUGCUCUGCGUCGUGCCCUUCUUUUUGCAUUGACUGGCGGUUCUUGGCUGCCUCCAUCAGAGCCUGAAACCGACGCUUGUCUGGAGGACGCCGAAACCAGCCCAGAGCAACCGGCAGGUGCUGAGUCCAGCACUGUGCCGAGACAUGGUGAUGUUCCGGCAAUUGCGUUUGGAGGUCGUAGAUCCCUGAGCACUCCUUUGGCCUCUACUUCGUCUUCCUUCAAACGAUCCUUGAGCGAGGGGGACAGGCCACCUCCUUUCUCUCCCGACGUUGUGGCGGCUUCAUCAGUCUCGUUCUUAGAGGUCUUGCAGCUCUUGACGCUUCAAGUACACACACUGGAAGAAUGCGCCUCGCUUCAUCAUUCAAUAUCUGAUUUGGAUGACGAAGCAAAGCUGUUUUCUGCCGGGCUGUCCAUAAACUCAUAUCUUGGUCGCCUUGUGCAUGUGCCUGACAGCUUGGCAGGUAUUUGGGCUUUCCGUCCUCACCCCCAUGGGCCUUUGACUUCAAGUGGCAGUGGUGCCAAUCGCGGAGCCAUUCUCGGUCUCUUGAUUGCUUUGUACGAACAUCGUUCAGAUCAUGGCGCCAUUCUUGAUUCAGGUGGUGGCAAGGAUUACGGGCAAGGUGACAGCGACCAUGGCGGUGCACGUGCUCUUGCGUCAAGUGGCUUGAAGUGGCUUCUGCGAUUUGUCAAUGCUCUGGUCGACGGGGCUCACAGUGUCGGUGCCGCUGUCAAGAGUGCCACCACGGGUGUUCCAGUGAAUCGGUCGUCACAGUCUGCUAACGAAAAUGAGACAGUAUGGACAAUAGACGAAAAAAUCCGAUCUACCAUCCGUGGGAUGCUGUCGGGUCUUCCAGAGCUCUGGCCGGCCCCUCGAGAACCCGGCUCGACGAAUGAGGGCAAAACCAAUGACAAGGGUAAGGAAGCAAGGAAGGCUGCUCAAGCACGUGUGCUCGCGAUGAUGAAGAAGAAACAAGCUGCAUUUGCGGCAACAAUUGCCCCUGCAGCUGGAGGGGGGAAUGCCCUGGACGAUGCCGAUGACGAAGAGGCGGACCUGUGCAUUAUUUGCCGAUGCGAUGACACCUAUGGAGAAAACAAUGGCCCACUCGGUUAUUUGGGCCACGUGCAACGGUCAAGAGUGGCGCAAAUGCGGGCAAUGAGAGAGUCCGCCUCUAGAGGACAGAAUGCUUUCAAUGGCAUUUCCUUGUUGCAGAAGUACCGCGUCGUCGGACACAUGGGAUGCCAACUUCGCGAAUCGGAAGCAAUGGAUUCAAGGCCGCUGUCUUGUCUCCCUCGAGGGAGUAUUGUCACGGUGCUCAAGAUUGCCAUGCUCGACAAAUACGAUAUCCUCUCGCGUCGAGUGCUUGUGAAACAUGUGUCAAUCAAGCCACAGGAGAAUGACCUAUUGACAGAAGGCUGGGCAAGCGUGCAGUCUUCGCAAGGAUACAUCAUUUUGAGCCCUCUGGCUUCUGUUUGCUACACGAACUCCCGUUGGGGAGGUACUCGGCCAAUCAUACGACAGUGCGGGCAUGCGGCGCAUCUGAAGUGUGUUGAAGCACAUACUUUGUCUCUACAUCAGCGUGCGGCUGGAGAGCAGCCUUACGACGGCCGCUUCGCGGCGAAUAUCGACGACGGGGAAUUCCUUUGUCCGCUUUGCAAGCAACUGUCGAAUAUUUUAAUUCCACGUGACAACUUCGUGGACGUAGCUCCUUCCGAUAAAUCAGGUGAAGUGACCAUGCAGGACGCAGAUCCUGCUCCUGCUUCAGAUGGCAAGACGGGCACUCUCAGGAGUGGAGAACCGUUUUCGUCUUUCCAUGACAAGAUUGCCAUGGGAGCAAACUGCACUGCAAAAAGGUUGAAAGUCAUCGGAAAGGAAGCCCUGAAAGAUUUCGGAGCACAUCUGUUCCAAGCUAUGGAUGUGCCGUGGGAACGCCAACUAGGUUGGAGGAGUCAAAACCAGCUGCACCCGGCUAUACUGCGCUGGGACUAUGAGGAAGAAGACGACCCCGACGAUGACAACAAGGACGGCGACGCAGCACCAAAGGAAGCUCCACAUGGGAAGAGCAUACUGAGACUACUGCGUCAGCAACAUAUUGCAUGGGCGGCCCUUGGUCAUAGCGCCGCGGCACUUGAGGCAUCUACAAGAGGAACUGAAGAAGUGCUUCCGUUCGGUACAAUGGUGAACACUUCGGACCCAUGGUCGGAUUUCAAGGCAGAAGAGAAAGACAAACAUCCCAUGCUGCUGGAACUUAAGCGAACGGUUGCAGGAGUUUCUGGGUUGUAUGAAGUGCUCGUCGACGAAGUUUCCAGCGAGCUCGGCUUUGAGAAGUUAGAUUCCAAGACCCCUUCGAUUGUUGGGGUUCUGCUUGCCGACAUCUUCGAUGGAAACAAUUGGUUCCACACUCUGUCUUCUGAUCAGAACAUUGACAAGGACACGCUGAUGCUUUGGAGUAAGCUCACGGGUCUCAUGGCUUCAAUCCCUUGCCACGUUGCAAGAGACGGGCAAAUUUCAAAGCGUUCCGAGGCGAGGGCUUCCGCUGCUGCAAUGUGGACUGUAAAGGGUCUCGGCACUCAACGGAGGAAGAGAACCGACCCCCCUGCACCACUUGCAGUAGCCAAAGUGUUUGACAGCAUCAAGAAAAAGUACGAACCGGCCGAUGUUAACCCAGGCUGGGGAACGCUUGAUCCACAGGGUUGUGGAUCCGAUCCACGAACACCAUUUCGCCCUGCUGUCGCCAGUGCUUUUCUUUACACGCCUCUCCUGGCGUGGGAUUUGAGCACGUUUUCUGGGGCCAUGUUUUCUGCGGUUCUUGUGAACGACGUUGCUGCACUCCCAACAAGCAAAGAGCUAUUGUACCUUGCGCAAUCACUACUUGUCUCAAGAAUGAUCCAGGCAAUCAUCACGCCCGGGGGGAUUGUUCCAGGCUCUGAAAUGGAUAUAGAUGGUGACGGCAUGGAGUGGCCACAGCAGGAUAUCCAAAGGGAGGGUUCUGCCUUGCUGCAGCUGGCAACCCGCUGCAGAAAUAAAGUGACGGAAGUAGCUUUGCAGGGCUCUACUUUCCUUGACGACCUCGCAUCAGUUGAGGCGUUGCCGAUGUUUUCGUCGGUUGGUGAAGCGCUACUUCCCUUGUCAAGAUCCAUCAUAUUACUCUUGCGAGCUUGCACCGGAGUUAUCAGAGAAAGGCAACGCCUGUGCCAGAUAGAACCAGCAAAAGAGGAUGAAUUUGACCAACGGUUGGAUACUGUCGUGUACAGUUCCGAUAUUAUGUCAUCUGAUGAUGGAUUCCUUGUGUACAAAGCCAUUGGUGGGCCUCUUCCGUCAUCCAUAUUGCAGGAAUCCAAUCCCUGGUGGACCAAGAUCACCAAGUGGUUAAUUGCGGUUUCAAUCUGGGAAGCUCACCAUGGGUCGAGCGGAAGAAAUGUUGUUCCAUUGAUUGCUAAUAUCGCUGGCGUCUCUCCACGAGACCCUACGAUUACGGUGUCGAAUCGCCUUACGACUGCCGACAACAAGGAUGUGAACAUGCGAGCUGUGGAUGGAACUGUCAUGGAAUCCAAGCUUAACGAUGCUGUCACUACUAACAGUGUUGGUGUCAAGAGCAGCUCGGUAGAUCACAAUGGCUCAAUCGAAGAUAUGAACGAAUCGGAUGACGACGAAAUUGUGGAAGGAAUGGAGUUGGACAAUGAGAUCCCUGUCGUGGACCUACCUGACUCGGUGGCUGGGCAUGAUGCGCCGGCUGCAAGGCAAGGGCAGUCGGGGUCUCAAUUUCGAUCGGAGGAUUCAUCCGAAGAAGGCAGCCACUCCGAUCUCAAAGAUGAAGGGGGCCAGUCGGACCGAGAGUUUGCCUACGUUUCUAGGUCUCCAAUCAUUUCCUACCAACCUAGCGUAUUGGGCCUUGUGGGUAUUGGAGCCAUCAGACAAGGCACAUUUUUUGAGUCUCAAUCGGCGAACUCGGUUAUGUCAGACCUUAGCCACCUUGGACUACUGCAUUCAAGAGAAAUUCCAACUUUCAGCCUGGUGCGACUACCAAGUUCCUUCGUCGAGCUUUAUAGUAUCGUCAACAAAGUCAAAGGGAGGGACGAGACCAACUUGGUCGAUGAAUCUGAUGAUGUGAGCACCUCUGAAACAGCGAUUUGCCUGGUUUCAGGAACCGUCUUGAGGUCUGGAUCCACUCGUCGUUCCUUCUCGACCAGAGCGGCACGCCCACCUGGUGCUUGUACACUUCAUGCCAGAAAGACUGGAUCAGGAAUUGGAAUAUUCUUCCUUGUUCAAAAAUGUACAGUGCUGCUAAUGCAUAACAACAAGUCAGCCUACUCUGCGAGUCUGUAUGUUGACGAGCACGGGGAGGAAGAUCCGGGGUUGAGAAGAGGACGCCCUUUGUUUUUGAACCAGGCUCGAUACCGAGCAUUGGAGGUCUUGUGGAGGCAGCAGGGAAUUCCUCGUGAGGUGGCUCAGAUCCGCUCAACUUCAGAUAGAGUCAUUCGCGAUAACUGGUACUAA
Seminavis robusta is the source of this 9309-nucleotide messenger RNA. NCBI's taxonomy places the organism in Eukaryota, Bacillariophyta, Bacillariophyceae, Naviculales, Naviculaceae. The record is from the annotation of a GenBank genome assembly.